AUGGCAACCACUAGCAAAUCGCAGAUGUGCGAUGUUUGCACUAGGCUGUUCGGUGGUCAUUGGGAACAGCGGAUCGUGAGUCGCGAUGGCGAAAUCGAAAAUGACCUAGGUCUUUCUCGUGGCAAGGGUGCAAACACCGUCGACAACGAUCCAGCCAUCUCGGAAUCUGGACAUCGUGAUGGUGUGCCACCGAUACCGGCGAGACCAGCGACACAACAACAAAGACGAAUGUGGCAGCAUCGUGAUGACCAUUCAACCAAGUUUGGUAACUUUAGACAUCAUAAUAUAUCCGGAUUGAAGAACUCUGCUGCUCACGGAUGCCAUCUUUGCAAUUUGCUACUGGAUCAACUACCGAUUUUCCAAACUGGUGGAGAGGGUGAAUUCCAUGAGACUUGGAAAUUUGCAGAAGACAAUCCACAGAAGAUGUUUGGCAUUGCUAGUAUCCUACCUCAUGGAGAAACCGAAGAUUCCUCUGGUCUUCUGCGCCUGGACGUGCUAUAUUUCCUUGACGGAGAUAUCUCAAAAAAGGGGAUCCGUCCAUGCUGGAUUUCCCUCUACCUGCUCCCUAUCUUUGCUCCCGAAAGCAUCCUCUCUGACGUUCACGUGCGAACAUUACCCCAAGUCGAUGCAUGGGUCAGUCAAUGUAGGGAAUCACAUUCCGAAUGCAAAGCAGUGUCUUAUUUUCCGCUCCGAAAGCCCGCACGGCUCAUCAACAUAGAGUCCCAAUCGUCCUCAAUUCCUUUACUGCAAAUAGUAGAUGGGUCUACCAUCCCCAAAGACGCAGAGUACAUCACCCUGAGUCAUCGUUGGGGUGGUACGAGAAUGCCGGUCCUUCGAAAUGAGAACGAAGCUAUGUAUCGCCGAAGCAUUUCUUGGGAACUACUCACGAAUACCUUUCGCGACGCCGUCAGCUAUACUCAAGCGCUUGGGGUAAAAUACCUUUGGAUUGAUGCAUUCUGCAUCAAUCAGGACAAAUUCAUCGAUUGGCUAGAAGAAGCAUUGUCCAUGGCCUCGAUAUUUUCGAAUGCUCUGGUGAACAUUGCAGCUACUUGUUCUUCAGAUGGAGAUGGUGGUUUGUUUUCUGCGAGCAACCCCUUCCUGAGUCGAGCAUUCACGGUGAAGACCCGCUGGGCAGCAGGUUUCCCAGCGCGUCAGUAUGCGGCAUUCGAUGGCGAUGCGUUUCAUACACGUGUAGAGAGUGCCGUGUUAAAUCACAGAGCCUGGGUCUUGCAGGAACGACUAUUGUCCCCUCGAACCGUUCAUUUCGCAGCUGAUCAGAUAUACUGGGAAUGUCGUCAUCUACGAGCCAACGAGACGUGGCCAGCCGGAAUACCAUUUGAAGAGACCGGUGCUGGCAGUGAGUCCAUCAUCUUUAAACGAUUGACACCAGACUCGGAGGACCAAACAAUACUGCGCUCCUGCUGGCGAAAGAUUGUAGGGAAGUACUCAGGAUGCUUAUUGACUGAGGAAUCGGAUAAGCUUAUCGCUGUCGCUGGCCUGGCCCAGGUGGUCCAACAAUAUAUGGGGUGCCCAGCUACGGAUUAUCUUGCUGGUUUUUGGAGACAUUGUCUUGGAGAAGAUCUGCUGUGGUCAACAGAAACUCGCAGGCAGGAACGAUACGAGACAUACCACGCACCAUCCUGGUCUUGGGCGUCCGUCAAGGGAAGUGUUGAUUGGAAAACCCCACGGCCACACUUUGAAGCAAGCGAGUCUUAUUCAUGGGAGGUGAAGAGUGCAAACGUACAGCUCAUUGAUGCAGAACGUCAUUUCGGGCCUGUGUUGUCAGGUUACAUUGAAGUUGUGGCAUCGUUAUGUCGCGCCGAGCUAGGCGCGGCCGACAAGAGGCAGAGAAGGCUGGAAUAUCUCACCAUCAACGGGCGCAGAUUCACUUGUGAUGAUACCCUGUCUGACAUCUUAGACGACCAUCGUCUGUACAGGCAGAUUCCGGAGUGGUCGGCCAACCAUACGGCCUAUGUUUGCCGGGUUUCAACCAUGGAUUCACGUCUCGAAGAAGGUCUAUGGGAGUCAGAUGGGCUCUUAUUGGAACGAAGCGCCCACUUGGACCAGGGCACCUACAAGCGACUAGGUUGGGUAAGACUCUUUCAUCGUGAAGCUGUGCAGGAGUUUGCCGAGAGCUGCCUUUUGGCAACGGAACUCAAUCGAGAUGAAUUCCUCUGGCGUGAAGUCGAUGGGAGAUAUGGCUUUCGCAUCAUCUAA
Exophiala spinifera is the source of this 2217-nucleotide messenger RNA. RefSeq lists its product as uncharacterized. NCBI's taxonomy places the organism in Eukaryota, Fungi, Ascomycota, Eurotiomycetes, Chaetothyriales, Herpotrichiellaceae. The transcript is spliced from 2 exons. The record is from RefSeq and is a predicted model, not a curated record. Bases 1 to 2217 code for a protein of 738 amino acids.